Dicentrarchus labrax (European seabass) is the source of this 5216-nucleotide messenger RNA. RefSeq names its product beta-1,3-galactosyltransferase 2. NCBI's taxonomy places the organism in Eukaryota, Metazoa, Chordata, Actinopteri, Moronidae. The transcript is spliced from 2 exons. Gene Ontology annotation, molecular function: N-acetyl-beta-D-glucosaminide beta-(1,3)-galactosyltransferase activity. The coding region runs from base 1366 to 2712 and encodes 448 amino acids. Gene Ontology annotation, cellular component: membrane. The record is from RefSeq and is a predicted model, not a curated record.
UUUAUGCUUUUAUACUUUGAGCACAUUAAGAUUCUGUACUUUUUUAAAAUACUUUUACUUGAGUAAAGAAGUCGUGUUUUACACAAAUAUCUGUGCUUCUGUUUGAGUAUUGAGUUGCACCCCACCAAGCAAUGAAUUGUUCUGCAACCUCAAACAUCAACUGGUAUCCCCCCCAUCUCUCCCAGAGACAAGGAUCGAGCCACUGUCCGCACACGACAAAAAAACAAGCUGCAGAAACCGUCAGGCUUUUAAUGAUCGAUAUCAUGUGAAUUUUAUCUUGAUGACUUUAUCCAAAUGUCCCAUCAACGGUGCCUUUUAUAGUAUACGGUAGGUAUAAGUCUCAGUACAAACGACAAAUAAAUACUUAAAGAUAUUCUUAAAUAUAUAUAUAUAUAUCCAGUUUCAUUAAGGAUGUCUACUUAACUCACAAUUAUAGAAAAUAUAAUAAUUGAAACAGAUUUUAUUUUUUUAUUUUUUUUACAGGACAGAGUGACAGGAUAGGCCAACAAAGCAGGACCUCCUUUAAUUGAUAUUGCACUUAAGUAAUGCAGAACCCCCACACCACGUGGGAAUGUUGGGGCCUCUGCUUGUACCUUGUCUAUUGUGUUGUGUUUUCUUAAUCACUCUGUCCCAAAAAAUGACACAGAAAUGAAUAAAUAAAUGAGUCCUAUGUAUUAAAAAAAAAAGAAACAAAUUGAUUAAAUUGGUAAUGAUAAAUGAAAUCGUAUUUGGCUGCAUUUUUUGUAUUUAUUUUUCUGGGCCUAUUAUUUUAUUUCAACAUUUUUUUUAAUUUCAGUAUUUCUCCUUUACGAUAAUGUGCGGGGCUAUAUACUGGUCUUUCCUGCUUCACCAGUAUUUUGCUGACCAGUAGUAAAAAGUUGGGUUAAUAUUUUCUUAAAGUCAAUCAUUCUGCUGUACUGGAACACACUAAUAUUAAACAGACUGGAAAACCGGGUUAAUGCUGACGGUGAUUAUGGGAAUACAUUUUUGGAUAAAAUAGUUAUAUUACUGUUUAUGUUAGGCUCCGGUGGAACUGUCAUGGUACUGUUAAUAUCUCACUGGAGUUUAUGAUACAGCCAGUGUUUCACACCGUUGCCCCUUAAGCACAGCAAACUGAAUUUUACAAACUAUUUGGGCGUCUGUCAGAUUUGUUUCAGUUCCAUGGAAAGGCCCUUUAACGCCAUUUCCCGCACAACCACCCUCCGCUACACUCCCACCUGCCAUACCACACUCAUUGCGACAUACAUCCAACGCACCCUUCCUCAUGUGGCGGCCUAUUAAAGCCGGAACUCCCACUGACAAUGCAGCCAAACCUUGUGCAAACACCUUAAGUUUCAAACUUGACCCGGCAACAGCUUCACUCUCAUGAUCGUGCAGGGAGGCCCCGCGGAGGGUGUUGUCCGUCCGCCCGCUUCUGCCACUGGCCGUGUUAUGACAUUCAACCUUAGGCGCUUGCUCUUGUCAGCUCUCAGACGCGCACUCAAGGCCGAGGUUGGAGUCCUGUCGUCCAUGCUGUCCGCGUCUCCGCUGGGAUCACACCGACUCGUGGGGUCCUUGUCGGCCGAGGUGCAGGGGAUCACUUCACAUAAAGAACUGGUCAAGAGUCAGUGUCAUCAGAAGAAGCAUUUGUUCCACUCCUGGUUCCAGUUCUUGGUCCUGUUUUGUCUUGUGCUCUUCGUCUUAUGUUACACUCUAUCCAACAGCUCUCAGCCAUGGUUGGCGAGCCUUCCACUCCAUAAGCACUACCAGCGGAUUUUCAAUCGGACCAAUAAGGUUUUUCAACCUCCGGCUUAUCGUGUCCAUCCGAAACACAGAGUUAAACUAAAUGGAAUUCCUGAAACCACAGAAAUCCCUACUGUAUCACCUACAGGUAUUCAGUACCACCAAGCCUAUGCACGCAACUACCACUUUAUUAUGGAUAACGAAGAGGUGUGCAAGACCAAGAUCCCUUUCCUGGUCCUGAUGGUUCCAGUGGCACCACAUAACGUGCAAGCUCGGGACGCCAUCCGGGAGACAUGGGGCAAACGCAGUGUGGUUCAGGGUGAGGUGGUGCUUACUCUGUUCUUGUUGGGCUCUUCUGGGGGAGCUAAUGUUGAGCAGCAGCAGGAGAAGCUCAUACAGGAGAAUCUGCAGCACCAUGAUCUGAUCCAGAGUGACUUCAUGGACACUUACCUCAAUCUGACCAUCAAAACCAUGGUGAUCAUGGACUGGCUGGCCACACACUGUCGUACAGCAGCAUACGCCAUGAAGAUUGACUCAGACAUGUUCCUAAACAUUGACAAUUUAGUGAUCAUGCUACAAAAGCCAGGCAUCCCCAAGAUGAACUACCUGACAGGGUUGCUGAUGUGGAACAGGCCAGUCGUGCGUUCAAAGGACUCCAAGUGGUACGUUCCUGAGGAGAUGUACCCAGAAGCCACAUACCCAACCUACACUCUGGGCAUGGGAUAUAUCUUCUCCAACGAUCUUCCAGAGAAAUUUGUGGGGAUCUCAAAAUCAAUCAAACCCUUUAAUAUAGAGGAUGCUUACAUUGGAAUGUGUAUAAAAAAACUAGGAUAUGCACCUACAUCACCGCCAAAUCCCUCCCAGUUCAGGGCCUACAACACAAGAUACGAUCGCUGUGAAUACUCUAAAAUCAUCACCUACAUUCUUGGAUCACCACAAGAGUUGGUGAAAUACUGGACAGACUUAAAGAAGCCUGGACCACCUUGUUAAGACGAUUACAACUACAGAUGGACUGAGAAAUCACUUGGGUGGCAGGGAAUUGGGAGGGUAACUUAUUAUAUAUAUAUAUUUUAUAUCUGCUUUAUAUCUGCUGUUCUGGUAUAUAAUUACCAUACCAUCAUUUAAAAAAUGAGAAUUGGAUUACCCUUUUGGAAAGGCUACAAAGGUUUCUGAAUAACUGCGGUCUAGAACCGGUGAAAAUAUAUAUUUUUUUAAAAACUCUUUAGGGUUGCCAAUGGAAAAAAUAUGAAGGGAAUGUUUAUUUGUUCUUAUGUGAAGUGAAGUGGAAAUGUGUGACUGAAAUUGAAGGUACCCUGAGGAGCUUUUGACCAUUAAUGUCGCUGUACAGCAAGGGUUUGAUGAGCAGUUAAUCUACUGUUGUAUAUCUUGGUUGUACCUACGUUUACAAAGGCAGACAUGAAUGCCUCAACCACUGUAGUGCCUACACUUUCUAUGAACUGCAUGUUGCUGCAUGGAGAAAGGAAGACUACUUGAAGAAAAGGAAACAAGCCAUUGACCCCUGGCAGAGAGGUGUAAAAGUUAUUAUUUUACUGUUUAUUUAGCAAAUUAAUGAAACAUUUUCAAAUUAAACUAUUAAAGCAGCCAAACUAUUAAAUGCAUGUGAAAUUAAUUUGUACAACAUGUCACAAAAACAUGUAAUAUUCAUAAAACAAUGCACAUUUUACUACAUUGUUUUUGAUUUGAAUGAGGUGAGUGACCUUACAUUUGCACUAAUAUCCUGGUUGUAAUUUAUUUUUUAUUUUUUUUCAGCAGAAUGACAAUUAUGUGUUGCGCAAUCAGUUUGUCAACCUGGACUUUGCAUGAUAACCCCAAGAUAAAUCUGAGUAGGUUAAACUCUUUGUAGUACAGCCCCCUGGUUUCAGAAACCUUGACAGUGCUUGUAGUACUGCAUCCACUUUUCUGAGCAUUCUCUGUUGGUAGGGAAAUGAGAGGCUGUGUUUAGCAAUCAAAGCACACCAAUAUUAUACAAUGCUGGAAUGUGGACAGCAAAGUUUCUCAUGUUCCAUAUAAACACAUAUGAUCAAACCCAGGAUAAGGCUUAUAGCCUGAGAUGCUUAAACGCUCUCUGGAUAAUUUUAAAUUAUAGCAACCACAAACUCUUAUGCUGUACAUGUGGGUACGGCAGUAGCUAUAGGAUGAAGAUAGACCUGAACCCUAGUAGUAUAAUAGUUCAACCCUGCUGAAGUUUACUUUGGCGUGUGUAAGUGUAUACACAUAUUUGCAGGUCUAACCUGCAGUUUAGUCUGUUUUGAUUCGCAUAUCUUGGGGGAUAUAUUUAUACUGAAGGAGGUUGCAGUAUGAGAGCAGUGAGAAGUAAUUUAUUGUUACAUUUUUGUUGAAUGAACAAAAAGCACUUUACGCAUUACCAAACAAAAGAAAAAAUUUUGUUUUUUUUUACACAGAGGUCUAAUUGCCCUGUUUGUGUUGUAACCAUAAAUCGUAGUUUACCCUCAUACUGUUCAACUUCAAUGUGGGUGGGGUGUAAUGGUAUUUAUAUAGUGCUCCGAACUUGAAUUGGAGUGGGCAGAAGAAAUAUUUUCAUGGAUGCAAACCAGAAAUCCCUAACAUAGAUGUGUCUUGUUAUGAUUGAUGCGGGCAGAGUACAAAUGGCUCAGACCAUACAGGUACAAAGAAAUGUACGUCCCUUAUCAUUCGUGCAGAUCAUCAAAUACUUUGGAUCCUUUGUAAUAACUGAAUGAAAGAAUGUUGAGAAUGGCAGAUACUUGUUUGACUUUUAAGGCCAAACUUCCUAUUUAUACUUCUGAAAGUCCUUUGGGUUCAUUUAAAAUGUUGAAGAACAUUCAGAGACAUGGUAUGCUGAUAUAGUGAGUUUAUGUAACGUGUGCCAAAGGGCAGGUGAUGACUUAUCACUGAAUAACGACAAUAAGGGCACUGGCAGCCACCAUAUCUAAACUGACUGUCACGGGUAGCUUGUGACGUGCCACUUAAAGGCACAUGCAGAUCAUUGUGUCAGGAAAAUGUGAGAAUAAAUGUUUUGCCCUCAUGAUUGAAUGCACGUCGACAGAGACAAACAACAGCAUUUUGCUUUGUUCAACAGGACAGUAGAAAGAGACAGGACUUUAACAUACAUAUAUAUCUUUUUUUUUUACUUUACUGUACACUGCAUUUAUGAAAUGAUAUAAUUUUAAAGGUUACAAGGUGUGAUUGUGUUAUUGUCUUUUUAAAACUGUACAUUUCCUUCUAUAGUAAAGGUAAAAAUACUUUGGAAGCGGGAAGUUGGUUAACUGUUAUUGAAAAAGGAGACAAGCUACAACACUACUGGUUCUAUAUUACAUUGUAAACCGUGUGAAUCAGACCUAAUGGGAAUUUGCAAUGAGUUGCUUGCACAUGCUAUAAAUACAAUCUACAUUGAUUUUGUUUUUGUUUGCUUUUUCUUUUUUGUCAUGUAUGAUGUGGGAAACUGUUCUUCUAAUCAAUCUUCACUUUACUGAAUAAAAGAAUAACUUGAUGAA